AACGGUUGUGCUAGACAGCGGUCACUCUUGGCUUUGUUUCCCUCCCUUUGGAUAGCUGCAUAAAAAUGUGAGACUUAUCUGAAAACUUUAUGUCUAGCAUUAUUAAUGCUUCAUUUAACUUAAGAUAAAAUUUUUUAGCUAAUUUUUGCUGGAGUUCGUAUCGGUUUGUUAGGUUUAAAGGUGUAUGAUAGCUUGCCGGCGGGAGUCAUGGUGUACCGCUACCUCAGUGUGUUCGGUCGCUGUUACCAGCCGCCUAGUUCAGAGGAGUCUCAGCCCCUGAAAGCUGUACCAGAUAACCAGGAGCCACACAAGCCAGACUGUGUGGCGUCAAGAUGGAUCUUCGCCGUACUUGGCUGCGUGGGCUUCAUGAUCGUCUACGGGCUGAAAGUGAACCUGAGUGUUGCUAUCAUCGCCAUGGUAAACCACACGGCCGUAUUGUCAGCCAACGAAGAGUCAGGUGAUCACCACGCAGUCGUCGCCACGAACGAUUCCGAAAAUGCGUGCGGCGUGGAAGAGCACGAAGAGAACCUUGACGACGGUCCGUUUGCCUGGGACGAGAACGUGCAGGGCGUCGUGCUGGCGAGCUACUUCUACGGCUACAUCCUCACGCAGGUCGGAGGUGGCUGGGUGGCUGAGAACAUGAGCGCUAAGCACGUGUUCGGAGGUGGCGCUCUGCUCAACAUCCUGGGGGCGCUGCUGACGCCCGUCGCUGCCAAGGGCUCCUACAUCGUCGUCAUCGCCCUCAGGAUCCUCAUGGGCAUCGGUGGUGGCGUGACGCUGCCGGCUAUGCACGUGCUCAUAGCCAAGUGGGCACCCCCAUCCGAGCGCAGCAAGAUCGCCUCCACCGUCUACGCCGGCAUGACACUGGGCACGUUGGUAACAAUGCCUUUCUCCGGCCUCCUGGCCGCGACUAUCAACUGGGAAAGCAUCUUCUACGUCCAGGGCGCGCUGAGCAUCUUGUGGUACGUCUUGUGGCUCUUCUUCGUGUACGAUUCCCCGUCGCAGCAUCCGCGCAUCAGCCGCUCUGAGCGGCAGAUGAUUGAGUCCUCCAUCGGAGGAGGCAGCCCCGACGCUCCCAAGAUGAAAAUUCCGUGGAAGUCUGUGUGGACGAGCAUGCCUGUGUUUGCCAUCAUCGUGGCACACACAUGCAGUAACUGGGGUUGGUACAUGCUGCUUGUCAAGCUCCCGACCUACAUGCGCUACAUCCUCAAGUUCGACAUCAAAUCAAACGCAGGCUUGUCUGCCGUACCGUUCCUGUGCAUGUGGGUGUUCACGAUGCUUUUCGCCAGCCUCCUGGACUUCCUGCUCUCCAAGAACAUCAUCACCACGACCGUCGCCAGGAAACUCGCUACCUCCGUCGCUUCGGUACCGCCUGCUAUCUGCCUGGUGCUGGUGACGUACGUGGGCUGCAAUACGGAGCUCGCCGUCGUCUUGCUCACUCUGGGCACGAUGUUCAUCGGUGGAAUGUACUCGGGAUUCCUGGCCAACCACAUUGACAUCGCGCCACCCUUUGCGGGUACCCUCAUGGGCAUCUCGAACACCUUCGCCACGCUGCCCGGCAUCGCAGUGCCCUCGAUCGUUGGCGCCAUAACCCACAACAACCAAACUGUGGAGGCCUGGCGGUUAAUUUUCUACAUCACUCUGGGAAUUUUCCUCUUUGAGUUCAUCUUCUACGUGAUCUUUGCGUCCGGCGAACUCCAGGAAUGGGCCAAGCCGAAAUCGGAGGAAAGGAAUGCCGGGGAACAUCGCCUGCUUGAGAAGAAUGAAUCCAAUAAGGCCUGAGCUGGGAUUGUUUGACACCCAAAUAAUGCCUGAGUUCAGGAUAUGGGUGAUACCAGAAGAAUACUGGAACUGGGAUAUGUUCUUUAAUUGAGUAAUGAUUUAAAGUGGAGGUUCUGUUGCCACCGCAAAUUAAGUUUUGUUGACAAAGAUUUCAUUUCAGGAAGAAUUUUUAAUCGUAAAACAACAAUUACGGCGGAAGGUUAUAUUGGACGAAUUUUAAGCGCGAGCAUUUUUUUAUUUGGAGUGAUUUUUCUGAUGAGGGGAGCGUGUAGGAGUUACUGAUGAGGGGUGCGUGUAGGAGCCACUGAUGAAGGGUGCGUGUAGGAGCCACUGAUGAGGGGUGCGUGUAGGAGCCACUGAUGAGGGGUGCGUGUAGGAGCCACUGAUGAGAGGUGCGUGUAGGAGCCACUGAUGAGGGGGUGCGAGUAGGAGCCACUGGUGAGGGGUGCGUGUAGGAGCCACUAAGUCUACAGCGAGUCUCUUUAAUAUCUUUCCAUUACAGAUAUUUUAAGUGAAAUUUCCGACAUUAGGAAAAAUUGGUUAUGGAAAUGAACAUGAAAUUAUUAUCUUCGCCAGUGAUGUUUAAGAAAAUAUUGCGCGUCUUUGGUGAAGUCACAACGGAGGCUGUCUUGUUGCAAUGUGGCAGCUCGUUGAUUUACUUGUAGAUUUUAACCGUGUAGAAACCGAUGCGAAUGUAUCAAUAGAGAUCUGUCUUUAUGUCUUAAAUAUUCCCAUGCUUAAUGAAAAUAAUAUAAUUGUGUAAGAAAUACUAUGUAACCGACAUUAAGAAAUAACUUCUAUCACUUAGUAGUAUGAACGAAGAUUCAAAUUACUUUCCAAGCUGACUACACAUGGUGUCGUAAGUGUCGUCCAAUAUAUCACGUGCUGCCAUCACCGUUUGAAUUCAAAGGUAUGGAAGUUAAAACUGAUGCUACUUUCUAUGGAACAAUCACGCAGUGCAUAUAUUUUGAAAAUUGCAACCCGAAUACAUGACAUGAAACUUGAAAUAGUGUUGAAUUGUAAUAAUGGCUAAUGGAACUCGCUAUAAUACUAAUUAACCUAUCUACAUAGAGCAGCAAAUGAAAUUUGUAUGUACGGACUUGAGUUCAGUGAUUAUUGCGGUGUCAGAUUCCUUCAAGAUAGUAUGAAGGUUUCGUUAAUGAAGUGAGAUUUCUCACUCCCGAAAAUGGACCUAAGGGGUCGUAGAUUUCAAAUUCUGCUGUAAAUAAUAAACUUCGAAUGACUUCAUCAUUCAGCCACUCACAGGAAUUUUAAUGUUCAAAUUUAUAUGAAUCUUAACAAGCCAUCGUUUUGUCACCUUAAAGCGAACCUUCAGUAGUAAAACUUAGAUCUUUGAAAAAAAUUUUGUUCUGUACAUUUUAUCUGUUCCAACCAACUAAGGCGAGGCUGCAUGAAUCCCCCAGGACACUGAAUAGGAUUCCAUCAGAGUGGAAUCCUUGGGUACGGUCGUACGGAAAUGUAUUCACAGAGUUUAUUCAUCCUUCGUGAGAUUUAUGGCGUCCAGGAAAUGAUGGGUUGUAACUCAGGACUGAACUACUUCCGAAUUAGUCAGCCGUUCUAUAACCAUAGUUCUGCACAAUCUUGGCGACGCACCGAGCUUAGCAUAGAAGAUACAUGUUCAUGUAGCGAUAAGAGGGCUGGUAUGAUUUUAGCCAUUACGAUUCGAAUCACUUCUGACCCAAAUUUUAUUUUACUACGAUGGAGUUACCUACCGAUGUAAUCUAUUUAGUAUCAAAUUCAAGUGUAUCUAAUGGUGUUAUGUAUACAUAUAAAAUUUAACUUUGA
This is a messenger RNA of Hyalella azteca, 3588 nucleotides long. Its product is annotated as sialin. The transcript is spliced from 13 exons. Gene Ontology annotation, biological process: monoatomic anion transport; transmembrane transport. The coding region runs from base 208 to 1782 and encodes 524 amino acids. The record is from RefSeq and is a predicted model, not a curated record. Gene Ontology annotation, molecular function: transmembrane transporter activity. NCBI's taxonomy places the organism in Eukaryota, Metazoa, Arthropoda, Malacostraca, Amphipoda, Hyalellidae.